Messenger RNA from Laccaria bicolor S238N-H82, 717 nucleotides. RefSeq lists its product as uncharacterized. Bases 1 to 717 code for a protein of 238 amino acids. Gene Ontology annotation, cellular component: RNA polymerase III complex. The record is from RefSeq and is a predicted model, not a curated record. The transcript has 5 exons. Lineage: Eukaryota; Fungi; Basidiomycota; Agaricomycetes; Agaricales; Hydnangiaceae. Gene Ontology annotation, biological process: transcription initiation at RNA polymerase III promoter; DNA-templated transcription.
AUGUUCCAGCUAUCCAUAAUCAAAGAUACCCUCUCUGUACACCCUUCAAACUUUGGCGUCCCACCGGACGAGGCGCUGAUUGCAGAGAUCAACAAAAAGUACGCGAAUAGGGUGCUUCAUGAUCUUGGUCUGUGCGUGUGUCUUUUUGACCUCGUACAGGCGGGUGAGGGGAAGGUGAGGUACGGGGAUGGGUUUUUGUGGUAUAAAGUGGUGUUUAGGAUGGUUGUGUUCAGACCGUUCACUUCUGAAGUUAUCAUUGCGAAAGUCAAGUCGUCCGAUGAGGAUGGGAUUCGAUUAACAAUAGGUUUCUUCGACGACAUGCACAUACCAGCCGCCUACCUCCCACAACCAUCCGCAUUCGACCCAAACGAACGCGCCCACUUCUGGCUCCCCUCCCCCCCUUCCCCUCCUUCCUCUCCCUCUCACACCACCUCUGCCCCCUCUCUUCUCGACUCCCUAGUCUCCUCAAGGAUGUACAUCGACCAAGGCGAGAUCCUCCGCGUCCGUGUCGAAGCAGACCAGUUCUGCGAUGACGAGCCUGGCCCACAGAAAUUUGUCGAGGGCGUUGGGGCUGAGGCCAAGGGGAGGGUGAGGGCGCCUUAUAAUGUUGUUUGCUCGAUUGCGGAACAGGGAUUGGGUCCUGUUGCUUGGUGGACUGGGGAGACGGAGGAUACUGGAGAUGUGGAUGCGGAGGGGGAUGCGAUGGAAGAGGGGUAG